Arabidopsis arenosa is the source of this 698-nucleotide messenger RNA. The record is from the annotation of a GenBank genome assembly. NCBI's taxonomy places the organism in Eukaryota, Viridiplantae, Streptophyta, Magnoliopsida, Brassicales, Brassicaceae.
AGAAAGAGAGACCAGAAAAGAAGACCUCAUUAAUCAAAAGCUCAAAAUCGCCUUCAAUGGAUGCUAAGAUCGGACAAUUCUUUGACUCCGUCGGUUCCUUCUUCAGCGGCAGCGAUAAGAUCCCAUGGUGCGACGGAGAUGUCAUCGCUGGAUGUGAAAGAGAGGUUCGAGAAGCCACAGAUGCUGGCUCUGAAGAUCUUAAGAAAGAGUGCUUGAUGCGAUUGUCGUGGGCUCUUGUUCAUUCCCGUCAAACCGAAGAUGUGCAACGCGGAAUAGCCAUGCUUGAAGCAUCUCUGGAAAGCAGUGCCCCUCCAUUAGAGGACCGAGAGAAGCUUUAUCUUCUUGCUGUUGGAUAUUACAGAAGUGGGGACUACUCAAAGAGCAGGCAGCUUGUGGACCGCUGUAUCGAGAUGCAAGCUGAUUGGAGACAAGCUUUGGUACUAAAGAAGACCAUCGAAGACAAAAUCACAAAGGAUGGUGUUAUAGGGAUAGGGAUCACUGCUACAGCCUUUGGAGCCGUGGGUCUCAUAGCCGGUGGUAUCGUAGCGGCGAUGUCUCGCAAGAAAUGAAAACCACAACCAUGACUUCUUCUCUGUGUAUACAAUGGCAGCUUACUCUUUUUUUUCAAGUUUUUUUACCCUCUUUGACUAUGUUUUCCACUGCUUGCUUCACAAUUUGAAUAAUUCUUCAGAGUUUUA